Molecule: messenger RNA, 2559 nt
Organism: Toxorhynchites rutilus septentrionalis
Lineage: Eukaryota; Metazoa; Arthropoda; Insecta; Diptera; Culicidae
Exons: 1
Coding region: 1-2559 (852 amino acids)
Biological process (GO): DNA integration
Molecular function (GO): nucleic acid binding
Source: RefSeq, a predicted model, not a curated record
AUGGGAGUGAUGAAGGAAGAGAAGACUGAUGGAAAGUGUAUGAAUAUUGCCAUGGAGCUGGGGACAGAGAAAGUCUUGGGCAUGUGGUGGUGCACAUGUACCGAUACAUUCACUUAUAAGCUCUCACCCAAGCAUGAACGGGAGCUCAUCGAAGGGCGGCGCAAACCAACGAAGCGAGAGGUACUACGAACGUUAAUGGCUGUCUUCGAUCCGCUAGGAUUGAUCUCGAAUUUCCUCAUUUAUCUGAAGGUGUUAUUCCAAGAAAUAUGGCGAUGCGGUAUCGGAUGGGACGACGAAAUACCUGAAGGUCUACGCGUUAAGUGGGAGAAAUGGUUAGAUAUUCUACCAAAGGUUCAAGACAUCAGUAUACCUCGCUGUUAUCGUUCUCGAACGAAACUAUCAUCUGAAACCGACAUACAACUGCACACUUUUGUGGACGCAAGCCUGUCGGGAUACGCAGCGGUAGUCUAUCUACGCUUUGAACAAGGUAGCACUGUGGAGUGUAACAUAGUCGGCGCAAAGACGCGAGUGGCUCCCCUCAAAUUUGUAUCAGUGCCGAGGCUGGAGUUACAGGCCGCAGUCAUUGGAGUAAGGUUAGCCGAUAGAAUCACAAAGUCUUUGUCGGUCAAGGCUCAUCAACGCUUUUUUUGGAGCGAUUCGCGGGACGUUUUAUGUUGGAUCCGGUCAGACCAUCGGCGGUAUUCACAAUUCGUUGCGUUCCGUAUUAGCGAGAUUCUGGAAACGACGCAUGUAGUGGACUGGGGUUAUAAGCAGUCAAGAGAAAAUGUCGCGGACGAUGCUACUAAGUGGCAAGGUGAUCCAGAUCUCACCAAGAAUAGCAGAUGGUUCAAAGGACCUGAAUUCUUAUGGCAAUGUCAGGACACUUGGCCACCCAAUCCAUACCGAGAUGGAGAAACGAAUGAGGAACUUAAAGCGCAUCAGUUCUAUCACCAAGUGGAACCUGCACCCGUUAUGAACGUACUUGGUUUUUCCAGUUGGCAGCGCUUAUUGCGGGUAACAGCUACGAUUUAUAGAGCCGCACAUAACUUCAAAAGUCACCCAAAUGGAACUGAACGCAUGACUGGUCCACUCUCAGAUAAGGAACUUCAGCAAGCAACCAUUUAUCUGUACAGUUUGGCUCAAGCGGAUUCUUUCUCGGACGAGAUAGCUGUCCUAAGCAUGGAAACAGACACCAAGAUGCUGCCAAAGUCUAGCUCAAUCUACACAUUAAACCCGUUUCUGGAUGAACGAAAGAUUCUGCGGAUGCACGGUCGAAUAAGUGCUUCGGAAUACGCCUCCAUGGACGCUAAGAACCCGAUAAUUCUCCCGAAGGAUCACCACGUUACAUGGCUGAUAGUACGGAACCAUCACGAGAGAUAUCAUCAUCAAAAUCACGUUACCGUUGUGAACGAACUGCGGCAGACAUUUAGGAUUCCCAAGAUCAGGCAACUGUUUCAGCGUGUUAAAACGAGUUGUCAAAGAUGUAAAAACGAAAAGGCAAUACCGCGUCCACCUCCGAUGGGCGAUCUUCCAGAGGCAAGGUUGGCAGCUUUCACAAGGCCAUUCUCAUUUAUUGGCAUUGAUUACUUCGGUCCGCUAGUAGUGGUUAUAGGGCGUCGCACUGAGAAACGGUGGGGUGUGCUGAUAACUUGUUUGACUACACGGGCGGUACAUAUCGAAAUUGCACAUUCGCUCAAUGCGAGUUCGUGCAUAAUGGCAUUGAGAAAUUUCAUGGCACGGCGGGAUGUACCAAGGAAAAUCUACAGCGAUAGGGGUACAAAUUUUACCGCAGCGAGCAAGGAGAUUAUAGCAGCGAACAAGGAGCUUAAAGAGGCGCUUAAGAAGAUGGAUCAAGAGGAAGUCAUGCAAAACAUCAUUAGUACCGAGACGGAAUGGACAUUCCUACCCCCAGCUUCACCACAUAUGGGAGGAGCAUGGGAGAGGCUGAUACAGUCGGUGAAGAAAAACCUCGCUGCGAUGAAACCAGGGCGUAAUCCCACCGACGAAACACUCCGGAACACGUUAACGGAAAUUGAGAAUAUAAUCAACUCUCGUCCGCGGACACACGUACCCGUGGAAGAUCCUGAUGCUCCGGUUCUGACUCCCAACCACUUUCUGUUGGGUUCUUCAAGUGGACUCAAACCGGCCACAGCCUGGGACGAUAGUGCACUGGUUCUUCGACGGUCAUGGUGUGCGUCACAGGUCGAGGCUAACAUUUUUUGGCGACGAUGGAUGCGGGAUUACCUGCCAGAUCUAACCAAACGUACGCGGUGGUACAAUGAGGUUAAGCCGAUUCAGGUGGGCGAUGUCGUAGUGGUAGUCGAUCCCGGAUUACCAAGAAAUUGUUGGCCGAUGGGACGGAUAAUCUCGGUUAAUCGAAGUAAAGACGAUCAGGUAAGAUCAGCAGCGGUGCAGACUCUAGCAGGCAUCUACGAGCGUCCGGCGACAAAGCUAGCCGUAAUGGAGGUUCGACGCGAUGAAGAGGUAAGCCACAGACUGGGCGUACCCGGGGGGGAGUGUUACGACCCCUCGGUCGGCGCGACUCACCUCACAAUUUGA